AUGGCACUUGAAGUCAGAGCAACACAACAACAGAAUGCAGCACCUACACGAUGUUUUAUUUCGUUAGAAUUUAUGCAAAGGAACCAAAUUGCUACUGGCGAUCUCAUUAGAAUCACACAAAAUGAAAAGACGAUUAUAGGCAUCGCUUGGCCUUCGCUUACGGUGCCAGUAGAAGGAAUUGAAUUGAGCACAGUAAUGAGAUUAAGUAGUGCACUGGAAUUAGGAGCAUUGGUCAGUGUGGAAAAGACAGCAUCAUCUCACUCGACAGAAGCGAGCCAUAUCCAAAUCAACUUUAUGUCUACCCCCACAUUUGCAGUUAAUUCGAGUUUUCAGACAUAUUUGAAGCAAUUCUUGGUGGAGCAGAAAUAUGCGAUGCAAUCUCAAAUCAUCGAUUUUGACUACCUUGGAAGUACGUCAAGAGUCCAGAUUACAGAUAUCGCAUCUAACACUCCAAGUGACAUCUAUACAAUCACUGAAAAGACAAAAAUCAGUUAUGAAAAUGCAGCACAGUCCACCAAACAACCAAAACCAGAACAACCAAAUCAGACAUUGAGCUAUGAUCAAAUUGGAGGAUUAUCAAAGCAGAUCGAGAUUGUUCGAGAAAUGAUUGAAACGCCCUUAAACAACCCUGGAUUAUUUCUGAAAUACGGUUUAAAACCGCCUCGAGGCGUGUUGUUGUUUGGUCCUCCAGGCACAGGCAAAACAUUGAUCGCCCGUGCUGUAGCGCAAGAAACUGGGGCACACGCUAUUAUUGUCAAUGGCCCUGAAGUGGUGAGUAAAUUCUACGGCGAGACCGAGCAAAAGCUACGAGGCCUAUUUGAGCAAGCUGUGCAAAACGCGCCUGCUGUCAUCUUUAUUGACGAAAUUGACGCACUCUGCCCCAAACGAGACGAAGCACCCAGUGAAUUAGAGAAGCGAGUGGUGACAACCUUGCUGACCUUGAUGGAUGGAGCUAACACUGAGCACCAACGCGUUGUUGUUAUUGGCGCUACAAAUCGGCCCAACUCUUUGGACGAGGCAUUGCGUAGGCCAGGCAGAUUUGAUAGAGAGGUAGAGAUUGGCAUUCCAACAACAGAGGCACGACAAUCCAUUAUACAAACCAUCAUGAAAAAAAUACCCCACACACUCGAGCCAUCCCAGUUAGACAUGCUGGCCAGUAAAUCGCAUGGUUAUGUAGGCGCUGAUUUGGCAGCUGUAUGCAGAGAGGCUGGACUGAAAUGCAUCAAACGAUGUGCAACGGCACCCAAUGUAGAUUUGCGAGUGAAUAUGCAAGACAUGACAGAGGCCAUGUCAGAGAUCAGACCCAGUGCUAUGCGAGAGAUUUUACUGGAGGUGCCUAAAGUUUAUUGGUCUGAUGUAGGCGGUCAAGCAGAUAUCAAGCAGAGAUUGAAGGAGUCCGUAGAGUGGCCAUUACAACAUCCAGAGGCGUUUACUCGAUUAGGCAUUCGACCACCCAAAGGCAUUUUGUUGUACGGACCACCUGGAUGUAGUAAAACAUUGAUGGCAAAAGCACUCGCAACUGAAGCUGGAUCUAAUUUCAUUGCAGUUAAGGGGCCCGAGUUGUUCAGCAAAUGGGUUGGUGAAUCGGAAAAGGCAGUGCAUGAAGUGUUCCGCAAAGCAAGAGCAGCAUCGCCCUCGAUUGUCUUCUUUGAUGAAAUUGAUGCGCUCACAGUAAAGAGAGGUUCAUCUGGCGAUGGCGGUACCUCGGUGGCUGACAGAGUCUUGUCACAGCUGCUGAAUGAAUUGGACGGUGUAGAGGCCUUGGUCAAUGUUACAGUGGUGGCAGCAACAAAUCGACCUGACAUCAUCGAUGAUGCUCUAUUACGUCCCGGCAGAAUUGAUCGCAUCUUGUACGUUGGACCGCCUAAUCUCGAAUCCAGAAAGGAGAUCUUUCGAAUUCAAUUAAAAAAGAUGACAGUUGAUCGAGAUAUUGAUAUUGACGAAAUAGCGGAGAAGAGCCAAGGAUGUUCGGGUGCAGAGGCAGUAGCUAUUUGCCAAGAAGCAGCUCUAUUUGCCAUGGAAGAGGACCUCCAUAUUGAUUCAGUCAAGAUGCGACAUUUCAGAAAAUCGUUGGCAACAUUCACAAGACGUAUUACACCAGAAAUGAUUCAAUUUUACAAAGACUUUCAAGAGAGGUCUGGAUUGCAGAGCAUUUGA
Molecule: messenger RNA, 2157 nt
Organism: Mucor velutinosus
Lineage: Eukaryota; Fungi; Mucoromycota; Mucoromycetes; Mucorales; Mucoraceae
Exons: 5
Coding region: 1-2157 (718 amino acids)
Cellular component (GO): cytoplasm
Molecular function (GO): ATP hydrolysis activity; ATP binding
Source: RefSeq, a predicted model, not a curated record